Molecule: messenger RNA, 16747 nt
Organism: Gryllus bimaculatus (two-spotted cricket)
Lineage: Eukaryota; Metazoa; Arthropoda; Insecta; Orthoptera; Gryllidae
Source: the annotation of a GenBank genome assembly
CUUUCUCAUUUUCUUUCCAAACUCUCUCUCUCUCUCUCUCUCUCUCUCUCUCUCUCUCAUUUGCAAUAAUUAGUUUGGAGCAAUGUAAUUCCUUGCUUGUAGCAAGUUGAAUCUUACUUUUUACAACUUCAGAUACAAGGUUCUCUCUGCAAUUUUUUAUGUAUAUGAAGUGCUCUUGCUUCCUUUCUGUUGAAGUUUUUAAAGAAUUUAAGUUAUGUGUUCAAAAUUAUGAAAAGAAAUUGUGAAAAUGCAAUUGGGAGAGCAUAAGUACGAGAAUAGAAUGGUUUGGUUGAUAGUUCCAAGGUUCCAUGUGUUGCUUAUUUAUGAUUCUGUGUGAAAUUAGCUAUAGGUGCUUGUUUUGUAGUGUAGAGACCCACUUACCUUCAACUGCUCAUGGGGUGUGGAGUAUCUACCAAUGGGGACUUCCUCUUUAGAAAAUAAUCUUCCUAGAGUGAGCUGAUGGCAGUUCCUAGUCUCUUAUGAAUUAUUGUAUCUUUGUCACAAAUACUCACCAAGGAAUUGCAGUAAACUAUGAAGACUAUUUGUUCAUAUUGGCAUUGGCAGUAAUCUCUUUUUUUGUGGAUUGCACAUAAUCAAAAUGUGAUGUGUGUCCUAACACAGUUCUAUUUUAUUGUAUUGUUAUAGAAAAUAUUUUUAGCAAUGUUUACAUAACGUCUUAAUAUUUUGUAAUGUUUUCAGAUAUUGUAAUAUAGUUUGCUUAUAUAUGUUUUUAGCUUGUUAUGUAUUCGUAGAAACAUGAAGUUGGGUGCAUUGCAAUGGAUUGUGUUAACAGGCCUUAACUAUUUGUAGAGGUUUUGUUGUAUUCUACCAUAAUAGGCCUCUCAUUUCCACAAACAAAAGAAAAAAGUUCCCAUCCUCUUGCUCACCAUUGAGAUGUUACUAAAGAGUUCCUGAAGAACUUCAAUAAUAAACUGUUGCUUCCUUCUGCUCAAUUGUUACUUGUUUAGGCAAUUCUGUGUUCUCAGAAUGUGACUGCUUCAAUAAACUACAUUCUUUUGUUGGUUUAUUUUGAAAUGUUUUCCAAACCCUUAUUAAGAGGCUUAAUAAAGAUUUGGCAAAUGAUGUACCCAUUUUUAAAUUUUUUCGUAAGUCUAUACAAUUAAAUCGUCAUCAUCAAUAUUUAUAGUUUAGGCCUUUUGGAAAUUUCCGUUUCAUUUCUUCAGUGUUUCCGAGGUGUUUCUUGUCAUCCUGUAGUUUUCUUGGUCUGCCUUCUGAGUCUUCUUCCACUUGACUUGUAUUCAAAUACUUUUCUUGGGAAACAAACAGUCUUUGUGUCCAACCUAACCAUUGAUGUGUUGACAAUCACUUUGUCAAGGCACAACGACAUCACUCUGACAUCUCUGUCCCAGCCAUUACUAAAUGUGCCAUUGUAUUUCAGUUACCUGAGGUGCUGUUUCAUUCUUUGGCAACUGCAAGUGUCUACAUUCUUGACGGUGGCUAAUUUACUGGAGGGAUUUGAAUUUCAGUGUUAAUUGAAUGAUAGAAUUUAUAAGUAUUGUCUUUCUGCAUAUCAUACUUAAUUCCAUGUUUCUUUGAAAUACAAAAGUAACAUCCAGUUUUGGAACAACCUAUUUUUUUUGGCUUGACUCAUUCUUCCUGCCGUCACAGAAAUCUCAGCUGUGGAGAUGGAGAUGGUUACUAUAUGACCUACUUUUUAGUAUAUGAUAAAAAAGUCAGCCAAAAACAUCCCCCAGUGGAAGCAGAUUCCUGGCAAAAAUCCAUUUACAAAACUCUUGUUUCUAUCAAUUUGAAUACUUAUUGUUAAAUUUCUCUUUGGUGAACCAGUGGCUAGGAAUUUCUUGAUUUGUUUAUUUGUGAAGAUAUCAAGAAUUUGCAAAUGUAGGAUAGAACUCUAUAUGAUAAAACUACAUUCUUUCACAUUGUGAUCUCUGAGUUGUAGAAUAUUUCCAUUUAUAACACAAUUAGGAUAUACCUUAAUGUUUUAAAAAAAUAUAUAUAAUUUUCUAGUUCUAAUUCUUUAAAGAAAACUACUUUGUCGUAUUUGAUUCUAGUUGUUCAAAAACAUUUAUGCAUUGAAAAUGAAAUCCGUGGAAAGAAAUACAUUCUCCUUUUGAAUUCAUUCAAAUGAUCAGUGCUCUUUCGUUUGAUGCCAUGUUUUGUUUUAUGAACUUAAUUUUGGGGUUUGUUUUCCAGAAAUAACUAAUGAAAUAAUGUCAGCUUCCUUGUGUUAAUGUUCGUUGAGUUGCUUUGUGAAAUAGAAAUUGAAGGAUGAUGUAGAAAAGCCUAUUCUUCACUGAACCAGACUGACUGAAGUUAAAUUUAUUAUAAAAGUGUGUAAAUAAUGGUAAACUGUUAUGUAUUUUAAGAUGCAAUAUUGUUAUUAUCUUGUCUUCAUUCUGUAAAAUGGGUAUGCUCCAAACAAUAGUUUGUUUGGGGCAUAUCUAUUGUAAUUUUAAAUGUAAGAAGACUCCCAUUAUCAAGAGAGCUUGCUUUAUAUAUUAAGCUUCAAAAAUCUCACUAAACUGUGAAAUUGGAUCUUUGAACUUAUUCACUCCUUUUCUCAUUUUUAUGAUUUUGCUGUUCACCAUGUUGGUUCACAGUUUUCAUAUAAGGAUUAAUAUUGCAUUGCAUUUUGCAUCUUGCAUUGUGAAAUUUGUUACCAAAUGAAUUCUUACCAUCCAUGAAAAAUGAAUAUAUUUUCUUGUAUUUUUGUAGUGCAUUAUACCGUUUCUGAAUGGUGAAAGGAGAUGGGACAUUAUUUCUCACUUGUAACACCCUAAUACUUCUUAAAGAUGGUCUGAAGGGUUGCAUGUCAAAAGUAUUUUAUAUUUCUAUUUUCAUUUCUAAUUUAAAUAAGAAAAAAAUAUUUGUCAGUUUCACAGGAUUGGAGGGGGGGGGGGAGUGCAUAAUAGUUGUGAAACAUAAUUGUUUGUAUCUUCUUUGUGGAACAAAACAAACUCUUAAUGUAGAAUGUACUUUCUUGGUUAAUGUUUGUUAAUUCUUGUUAAAAUUUGAGAGUCAAUAUUAAUUUAAUAUUGGAAACCUGAUCGCUUAAGAUUUUGGAACAAGAACAAUAAGGUUGCAGUAUCAAUAAUGUGAUGAGAAAGUCAAAGUUCUAUAUUGUAAAGCUUGUAAAAGCAAGUGUUCAGAUUUUUUCUACAGACUGAAAUGCUUUACAUUUUUUAUAUCCUCUCUCUUUUUAUAAUUUUGAAAUUUUCUAUGAAAGCGACAUUCAAAUUAUAGAUAUAGCCUUUUGAAAUGUAAGAAUUGGCCUAAAUUUGUUUUAAGUUAUCUUAUUAUUCAAUUUUUAUAUUUAUUUAAUGCUCUUGUAGAUAUUAGAGAUAUGGUUUAAAAAACUUUAAUUACACUUAAGAACAUUGAUAUGCUUGUCUGCAUGAUCACAUUGUCACAUUUGCAAGUAAGAUAUAAUAUUCACUGAAAGCUCAUGUUUCAGAAGCAAUAUGUAUUGAAGCCAAGGAUCAUGUUUAAAGAUUUGUUUACACUGAUUUGUGUUUUUUUAUGAAUUUUUAAGAAAACCUUUUGGAAGCUAAGAAGUCUUGACAAGAUAAUUGACUAAAUGAUUCUCACUUUUAAAAUGGUUGUGUCAGCUGAUAUUACAUUUAACAUUUGAUGUGUAUGUAUGAUAAAAUAUACUUCAAAUGUUCUUUGAUUUUUUCAUUUUUAUUAUUGUGUGUGUGUGUGUGUGUGUGUGUGUGUGUCAUAAGAGCUAUGGAACUAUGGUGAGAACAAACACAUCAUUGCAUUGUGUUUUUCAGAUAAGAUUACUAUUUUUUAUGUGAAAUAUAUGUAAACAUUGGUUACACAUUCGCUUUCUUUUUAUUGUCUUUGAAUACAUUGAGUCUUUAUCUUUACCCAACACUUCUACUUCCUUUAUUGUUUUAUUAAAAAAACUUACAGGAGGCCCUGCACACUUGGGGCCACCUAAUGUUUCGAAUGUUGUCUGCAUUGUCAACUUUUGAAUUGUUACCUGUUGACAGAACACCAUCUACAAUAGUGUAUUACCUAACCACAAACGUCCAAAAAGGUGUACAUAAGUGUGGUAAUAAUUUUUAGUGAUUUGAAUAAUUCUGUAGAGUAAAUUUUUUACACAAAAAAAUUAUAAUGCAAUCUGAUACUAAUAAAAUUUGUUUAUCUCUGAAGGAAGAAAUGAUGUUUCCAGUUAAUACAGUAAUUGGAAUAAAUGGCAUGAUGGAGCCUAAUAUUAUAGCAUUUGAACAUGCAUUAGGACAAAUUCAGAAUAAACUUAGCCUUCCUGAAUAUAAUGGGCCUGAUAAUUUUGAAGCCCAGGAAGAAUAUGACAUUAGGAAAGUUGUUGAUGGCAUUUUAAGAAAUGAACAUAAAACCCCCACCUGCUCUCAAUCUUUCACUCAGCACUUUAUGUUCAGUAAUUCAGAUAAAGAACAAGCCCUCAGAGAAAACAGAAAUUAUAGGUUAAUUAACAUGACAAAUAUCGAAAAGAAAAAGAAACUGAGAUCAAAUUUAAAAAUUUAUAAUUCAAUUUCAAUGAAGGUAACUCCAGAAUAUAUUGCAAUGAAGCAAACAACUUUAGACAGGUAUUCAUUUCAAUCCAAUUUGUUAACAUUCAAAAAUUCAUCUUCUAUCAUGAUUAAGGGUGGUACCAAUAAAUCAGUUGACUCCAAGAGCUAUUCUCAGCAAAAAAUGUUGGUCAUGAGAAAUUCAAACAAUUUGCAACAUUUUGAAAGUAAUUGCUCCCUCCUUCAUCCCAAUUUGUAUUCUAAAACCUUGUCCUAUUGGACAAAAACAACUAAACCUUUGAAUAAUGACCAAGGAUCAUUGGCUACAGAAUCAUGUUUGACAAAUAAAAAUGGCUGUGGUAUUGAAACUUCCUUUAAUGAUCCCAUUGAUAAAGAUUCCUUAGAUAUGGACAUAGACAAUGCAAUGGAACUAUUUGAAGUGGACAGCUCACCAAUUCUCUCUUACAAAGAAACUGGUGUGCAAACAACUCCUCCAAUGGUUCAUGCAUGCAAUUGCCUGGGCUAUCACAAGUGUGAAGCAUUCAAAGACCUUGCAAGUAAAAGGUGCACUGUGAGCAGAUCUAUUGCAGCCCUUGACUUGGACACUUUGCAUCACUUGAAAAAUUCAACUUCUCAGUCAGAGAUCUUUGAUCCAAAUGUGCCCCAGAUGAAAAAAUUCCGCAAAACUUCUGAAACAAUUGCUAAUGAACUUUUGAGUGUAAAUAACAAAGUGCUGAUAACUAUCUCAAAUUCAUCUAGUAGUAUUGCACCUGAAACGUGUGAAAUUACUGCAUCACUGGAAAAAAAAGUUGACAAAGAAAAUGCAAAACAAGAGUACGCUCAAACUGUAAAUUUCAUAAAAAAUGACAAUCUAAACACUGACUCUCUUGAAGCAUGGAACCGUUCUCAUGCAUCUUUGCAUGUUUGCACUGAAAAUGGAUCUACUCUUAGAGAACUUAAAAACUUUUAUGAGAUGAUACCGCAUGCCCGUAAAGUAGAUUGUGGUACAGAACUCUAUCGGCCAAAAGGAAGUUUUAAUCAAAACUGUCUUCCUAGCAAAUACACAGACAAGAUGUGUAAUUCAAAUAAAGAAAAUGCAUAUUCUAUACAAAUUAAAACAGGAGCAAAGUGUACCAAUUUUGUCUCAUGCAAAGAGAACAAAGAUUGUGACAUUUUGGAUUCAGAAGAACAAAAUUCAGAUACUGACAAUCAUUUGCACAUUCCACAAGCUAAUGACAGCAACACAGAAACGGGCACAAGUGUUCCAACAGAUGCUAGCUUAUGGAGUCAUGUAUUCCAAUGGAGGGAUCUUCCUAGAGUGACAGAAACAGUAGCACAGAGACCCUAUGAAGACUUCUUAACUUUAAAACCAGCUACUCAGAAACUUCGCAGGAUAGGUCUGUCAAAGAAGGACAAAACCACCUCCCUUCACCCAAAGAAAAUUCAGAAUUAAACUUUUGGCUUGCUGGAAAUAAUCCUGGAUGAAGUUCUUUGUUACUGUUAUUGAAAUGAUUUAAUUGCUUUUCUUUCUUUUCUUAAAAAACAGUUUGUUUUUUCCUCCAGUUUUUGUGCAUUUUAAAGAUAAAACCGCAUUGUAAGUUAUAUAAGAAUAAGUAUUUGAUGUUAUAAAAUAAUUUUUUAAUGACAUAGGUAAUAUUUUAAAAAGUUCACUCAAAUGUUUGUAAGAUAAAUUGUAAUUUAAUAAGAGAUUAAAAUUUAGUGUUCAAGGGACACAAUAUGCUCUACUAUGCAAAUUUCAGACCUAAUUUCUUCAUUAAGGAUUCAAAUGAAAGGUCCUUUGGGGCAUUUAAAUGAACAUAUGCAUACAUAACAUUGUAAAUAAAGAAUUUCAAUUGCACACAUAACAUAACGUUAUUUAAUUAUAAUGUUCUGUAUGACGUAAGAAGUUUCUGUAAUAAAUUUCGUUCAAUUCAAACUUAUUUUAAUUGCGCAAAUGGAUCGUUUGACAGUUAGCGUUAAGUUCUAACAAAAUAAUGUUUUUUGAUCUUUCAAAAAAACAAUAUCAGCCAAAACGGUAUCAGCUCCCAGUUCCCUCACGCCGCCGAGCGACAUCGGUUAUAUGCAUCUGUUGUGUCAAUCUCGAUAACUUGACAAAAUCAACCAAAAUUAAAGUGCGCACAAUCGCACGUACUGCGUUGCGCCAGUUGUGGGAACACAUGUCCGUCAGAGCGCUCGCGCUGUCAUUUCCGGCAAUCAAGGUCGAUAGUGUGCGCACUCGAAUAAACGAACUGCACAGUACGAAAGGCUUUCCUUUCUUCUCGCAUUUCUUCUCACAAUACAUUCCAUUGUCGCCCUCUCUGCAUGAUCAGGGAAAUGGUUUUCUGUGCAGGCAAUGAUUUCGCGAUUGACACUCUAUCCACUACAGCUGAGAGGAAUCAAAACAAAACAAUUGACGUCAUUCGCGUUCGCAGGACAAUGAAGCAUGUGUGUCUAUGAGCUGUUGCUAUUGUUCGUAAUAAUUUCGUAGUUGUGUCUACGACGGAUAAUUUUUUGCCAAAAUGCCGUGGUACCUUCCGUGGUCUGAAAGUAUUAAGAAACGAGCAUGUAGAUAUUUGCUGCAACGUUAUUUGGGACAAUUUUUGGAAGAAAAGCUGACCUUGGAUCAGCUGACAGUGGAUCUAUACAAUGGUAUUGGAUCUGUUUCAUGUGUUAAGCUUGACGUUCAGGCCCUCAAUGAAUUGGGAGAGCAACAAAAUCUACCUGUGGAGUUUGUGGAUGGCUACAUAUCUGAGAUGUCUGUGUCUAUACCAUGGGCCUCCCUUCUCAGUGAUUCAAGCUAUGUGGAAGUUAACGGUCUACUACUCACUGUGCAGCCCAAGCAACGGGCUGACACAGGGGUGUCCAUGUUCGAGUCGAUGUGGAGCUCCAUGAGCUCAAGCAUGCAGAUCGCGGAGGAGUGCUUGAAGCAAAGCAGUGAAGGGAAUAAGGAACAAGCUGUGGACCAGGGGCAGCCCUUAGAGGGCCUGGAGCUCUUUGCGCAGACCAUCGACUCCAUUCUGAGCAGGGUGAAGGUGAAGUUUGUUAACACCACCAUUCGCCUAGAGCAUGUGCCCAAGGAGAGCGUGUCAGGCGUGGCACUGGAGCUGAGGAUACGCAACAUCGACUACUUUGACGAGGCAGGGGCAGACCCUCCUACGCCUCCAAGUGGAGACCCGCAAUUGCACCAGGCUAACAAGGUGUACCAAGUGGCAGCCUUUACCACUAAGGCCUUCUAUCUUGAAGGCGUGGUGUUGUACACAGAUGAGUUUCCCUCGCGGGCCAGGACAUUCUCUCGCUCCGUCAUGUCUCUCUCCACCAGCUCUUCACCUGAGUCAAAGCUGUCGGAGUCUGUGCUAGGCUCUCCUGUGCCAGCCGAUGCAGCUCUGCCCAAGCAGAUGGAAGCUUCCAGCCACAGCCCCUUGGGCGACAGAGACAGCCUCAGCAGUUCCCGUCACUCCGACAUGAGCACCAGAGGUGGAGGUGGAGGUGGAGGGGGUUUGGGGUCUGGAGCCGGCGUAGGCAACUUGGCUCAGGAGCCUGACCCAGUGGCUUUUGGUCGGCUGGUGGGGCGCCAGGAGCUGCGUGUUCGACUGAAGCAGAGUGAAGUGGCGCUGGGGCCCAAGGUGCAGUUGGAGGUGUCGUGUGGGUCGCUGCUGCUGUUCCUGUCCGCGCGACAGCUGCACCUGCUUUUGGAGCUGGUGGAGGGGUUAGCAGCCCCUGACCUUGAAGACACCAGCAACGUGGCCCCACGUGUGCAUUGCGUGGAGAAGCCCAUGGAGGCUGUGGACUUCCGUCGCGUGGAGCAGGAGCUUCAGCAGCAGCUGCUGCCCUCUGCCCAUGUGCCCAUGCAGGGGCUGCAGGGCACACAGGGCUGGUCCACUGCUGCCCUGGAAGAGAGUGACAGCGAGGAGGAGUUUCUACCCAUGGCCGGAGGGAUGAGCGAGAGCAUCAUGUCAGAGGCCUCCAGCAUGGCUGCAUCCACCUGCUCAUCCGCCAGCAGCGCUGCAGGCAAAGGGUCUCACAGGUAUUCCACCCCCUGUGCUUCCUUUGCUCAAAGUGGAGCCUUUGCGCAUGCACCUCGGAAGAAGGCACACAAAGGGAGCGGGGGGUCUGGCCAUGGGCUGCUGGAGUCGGAGAUGGGGGUGACGGAGGUGAGUCGCUUCCACUUGCGCUUGGCAUCACUGGCGCUGGUGCUGCUCCAUGAGGACGUGCUGACCCCCUGCUCUGGCCCUGGCUCAGAUGGCAGCUUGGCACGCUCCUCCGUGCAGCAGAUGAAGGCAACGGCAGACAACUUUUUCCAGGGCCUUGGGCAGUUUGGGUCCUCAUCAUUUGGAGGCAAGGACUUUGUGGCUGCUAGAGAUGUCUUCCUGGGUGCAUGCCACCUCAACCACAUUCGCCUGCUAGCCGCCCCUGUGGUGAUGGAGGGCAGUGAGCGUGCCACUGCGCAGGGCUGUGCGCUCUCUGGCACACUGACCGCCAUGCACCUGGAGCUGCUGGAGUGCUUGGUGGACAAGGGUUCCGCACAGCAGCUGAAGGUGGAGUACGUGGAGCUUCUCAAGUUCCCAGGCUGCGAGGACAAUGCCGGACAGGGAUUUCCUGGGGAGCCCAGCUUGAGGUUGCAAUACAAGUUCCAUGAACGUGUGGUACACCAAGGUCACAACAAGCGUUCUAUGCACCCACGGACUGACAUCUACAUCGCUCUGCAGACGUGCUCUAGUGAAAUUGAUGUUUCAAUUGUAGACAGGAUUACGGCAGUUCUAAAUCCACAACCUUUGUGUAGGAGGAAUGUGAACAAAUUUGCAAUGUCAGGUGGGAAGAGUGGAGUAAAUCAGCAUUCGGGUUUCUACCAGGCUGUGGAAGCGCCCUCUUCUCCGGACUGCAAGACGAGCAUCAAAGUGUCCUCUCCUUUCCUUUCGCUCAAGUUAAGGUUCCCCACCCCAGAUUUGCGACCCAUCCACGACAUGGACCGUCCGCCCUGGUGGAAACGGUCUGUGCGGAAAGACUUUCUCACCUUUGAAUUGACAGAUGCAAGUUUCAGCACAACUAUGGAUUCACACGAAGCUAGUCAGCGGUACGAGAUCCAGUGCCGAGAGGUUCAUGGUCUUUUCCAGGAGGCAGAUACUGAAACGCCCGUGACCUUUGCAAGAGCAUCUGCUGAUGACAAAAAUGGCAACUCUUUGCCGGACGGGGGCCAGGGCUUUGGCUGGCCUAGGCUGGUGGUGACUGUGUUUCCGGAGGCUCCGGCUGGUGAGCUGGAGGAUGCAAUGGACCAGGACAGUGACGAGGGCAGCAUGAGGCAUUCGUCCAUGGACCACCCAAUGGACAGGGGCCCUCCGGAGCCCUCACCUUUCAGCUCCAAGCGCGUGGUCCAUGAGAGCGACACUCCGCACAGCCGCGCGAAGCAGCACUCUGGCCAACCAGAGUCAGCUGGCAACGCGACAGCAGCUGGGGAGGAACUCAUCAUCCCAGGCGACAAGCAGGAGAUGGCUUCGUUCAUGGAGUACGCUUCGCAGAGCACUCGGCUGCACUUGGAGAUGAGCCUUCCAUCUGCCUCCGUUCACUUGCCUUCCAAGCACCUCUAUGAACUGAUCUACAAUCGCGUCAACACUGACAUGUUCCUUUGGGAACCUUCAGCCCCCAAGCCUCAGCCUGCAGGCUCUUCCGCUGCAGAUGGGUAUGGUGUGCGUGCUGCAGCGGGCGUAGAGUUGUCCACUUUCCUCCAGGACACCCUGUACACCACGUUCAGCAUGUGCAAGUCAGGCAUCCAGUAUGAAUCAGACUCUGACUCUGAGGAUGCGGAGGGGGUGUACUAUUCAGUGUAUGAACAGCGUCAGAGGCAGCGGCGGCGCCAGCAACUAGAGGGAGGGACUGGCAGCCGGCAGAGCCACACAGCCCUGUCGCUGGCCAUUGGGCAGGGCGCGCUGAGUGUGUUCACUCCUGUGAGGGACUCAGGGGGCAAUGUGAUUCCUGGGCAGCACGGGGAGCUGCUGAUCCAGUUUGAGGAGGGCAGCCUCUUCUCUGUGUCUGGUUACAGGGGCAGGCCAGGCCUAGGCUACAUUUGCCUGCAGGUGCGUCAGGCAGCCUUCUACCACAACGGACUGGUGGCCAACCCGCAGGAGCCAGUGGUGCUGCCCGUGGUGGGCGCUGUGCCUCCUGCUCACCUGCAGGCGACCAUCUACCACUCGGAGCCAGGGGCCACUGUGACGCCAGGAGCCCCGGAUCAGGACAUGCUGAGUGUUGCCAUUAAGGUGGAGCUGGAAGACAGCCUCCACCACCUGAAGACGUUCCGUGUGGCUGCUGGCCUCCGAGGAGCCACCCUGCGACACCGGAUGGGCCCCAGCCCACACAGCUGGUUCACCCAGUUUGUGGAUUUCUUUGAUGUCAUUGACUACCCCAUUGCAGGGUAUGACCCGCCUGGGGUGAUCACGGAGCUGCAGUUGCACUUAUGGAGCUGCGCAGUGGACUACCGGCCUCUGCACCUUCCCCUGCGGUCCCUCAUCACCAUGGGAUCCUUUAGUGUAGCCAGCAACAUUGCUGCGCACACCAGCACCUCCACGUUGCGCUUCAUCGCUGAGGAAGCUGCGCUUUUUCUAUCUGACCAAGCUCAAGAGGAUCGGCCAGUGGACCUGCGCAAGGAUUACGUGUGUGUGGUGGACUUGGGUCUGUUUGAGCUUUCUCUGAGGCUCUGCAGUCAGCAGAGCUCUGGAGUGAGUAAUGCUGUCCCGAGGGUGGACCUCCGUGCCUCCAACAAUGUGCUGCAUGUGAGGACGUGUGCAGACUCGGGGAAAGCUCUGACGGAGUUGCUGACCUAUUUUGCCUCUGAUGGAGACUUGAAACCUGCUGCUGCUGAGGAAGGCUGUGUCAGUCAAUCGCAGGACAACUGUGCCGGGGAAGUGGAUGGCUCGAGGGGCUCAGAUGUGCUGAUGGCUGUGGGCAAUGACAAUGAGCGCAAUGGCAACAGUCUGUCUCAGUCACAGGUUGCACAUGUGCACUCCAUGAUGGAAGAAGCCAUGAAGGAGUCGAGCUUCACCUCACACAGGGCAGGUCCCCCUAGGGCUACGCGCAACAAGCGUGGAGUAGAGGUGUUCUUCUUCCCGGAUGAAGCCAACGUGCUGGCGUCGAAGGCCUUGGCUGACUCUGAGCUCUUCCAAAAGGAGGAAACGGAGGAAAACGAGGACAGCUGGGAGGAGGACUUUUGCAUCCUUGACAAGGAGACAGGCUCUGGCUUUCUGCCACGCAACAGCUUGCCAGAGGUGCGGCUCCUGACCAGCGAACCAGUGCGGCUCAUUGACAAUCAUUUUGCGGUGCCACUGGGGAAGACGGAUCUGCUACGUGCCCCGAAAGGCUACCCUGCUGCAGUGCUGCGCUACACUUUGCGUGAAAUGACUGUCAUCUGGCACAUGUAUGGGGGCCAUGACUUUGGCCCGCCCUCAGGCCCCGGAGCAGCUGCGGGUGCAGACGAGCAGAGGGUACCCGAAUGCAAGAGCUGCCCGUCUUCCCCCCCCUUCAGCAGCCCCCGCAGCUCUCCCUCUACAGGUCUCCGGCCGCGCGGCAGUGUCUCCUUCUCCAAAUCCACACCCACAGAGGUGCACUUUGCCUAUCACUCCCCUGCCCCCCACAGCCCUCGUGCCAACUCCCCACAGCAGCCACUGCUGCAGCCAGCUCAGGUGCCGCUCUCGUGGCAGGCUCAGGGGGGGCCUGGCCGGCAGCAUGACGUUCUCAUGGAACUGCAGCUCAACAAGGUGCGCUUCCAGCACGAAGUGUAUCCAGAGAGUGCCUAUGAGGCCUCGCGCCAGGUGUUGCUGGUGAGUGAUGUGGAACUGAGAGACCGUUUGGCCUCCUCGCAGAUCAACAAGUUUCUCUACCAGUACUCAAGCGAGGCACGCCCCAAACAAUCCCAUGCCAAUAUGAUCGUGAUCAAGGCAGUGCAUGUGCGACCUGACCCACGGCUGCCUGCGCAAGAGUGUACCCUUCGCGUGUCUCUUCUGCCGUUGCGCUUGAACAUCGACCAGGACUCUCUGCUCUUCCUCUUCAGCUUCUUCUCAGACAUUUCAGGCCGCAAGAGCACCGAAGAUGAAAGCAGCAGCAGCAGCAGCACCAUCAGUGGAGGGGGUCUCUCUGGGAGCACCCCUCGCCACUCCACCCCCACGCACGCACCCCCAGUGAUGACUGUGAACGUGGAGGCAUGCGAGCAGUUGGUGCCCCAGGAGCCCCAGGCGUUGCUCAUUCUGCUGGAGGACGAGUUGAGCAGUGCCAUUGGAACUGCAGAGGAUGAGGGGCUGGGUGUGGAUGCCCAGCGUCGGGUGGCUGCCACCUCAGAGAGCGGCAGAGCUACUGCUGGUGGGCCCUUGGCACCAAUCUACUUCCGUAACUUUGUGUUUACACGAGAUGUGCCCAUCCGGCUGGACUACCAGGGCAAACGAGUGGACAUGACGCAUGGGCCGCUGGCUGGGCUGCUCAUGGGGUUAGGGCAGCUCAACUGCUCUGAGCUGCGCCUUAAGAGGCUGUCCUACAGGCAUGGUCUGCUGGGUUUUGACAAGCUGGUAGCAUUUGCGCUGGCAGAGUGGCUGCGGGACAUCAAGAAGCACCAGCUGCCAUCGCUGCUGGGUGGCGUGGGGCCUCUGCAUGCCCUGGUGCAGCUUUUCCAAGGCCUGCGUGAUCUCUUCUGGUUGCCCAUCGAGCAGUAUCAGAAGGACGGGCGGAUUGUGCGGGGCCUCCAACGUGGAGCCAACUCUUUCACCACUUCUACUGCUAUGGCAGGACUGGAGCUCAUGAAUCGGCUAGUGCAGGCAAUUCAAGCAACUGCAGAGCUGGCCUACGACAUGGUGUCCCCUGGGCCGAGUGUGCGCUGCCUGCGUGCUGGUCGAGGGCAGAAAGGGCGACGCCGCCGCCGCCUUGCGCAGCCUGCUGACUUGCGUGAAGGAGUUGCCAAUGCCCUGGCGGUUGUGCGUGAAGGACUGGGGGAGACAGCGCAGGCUCUGGUGCGCGCUGCCAGUGAAGAGCAUGAGCUGAAGGGCAUGUCGGGGGCUGUAGGGGGUGUAUUGCGUCAGAUCCCACCCACUGCUUUGAAGCCUAUCCUGAUGGCGACAGAGGCCACAGCCAAUGUGCUAGGGGGCAUGCGCUCACAACUAGCACCUGAUGUGCGGCGCGAGGCACAGGACAAGUGGCGAGCAGAGGACUGAGCCUUGCCCAAGAGUGAUCAGCCAAGGUGAUGGCUGUGCUCAUGUGUGGUGUUAAGUCAUUGAGAAGUGUAGACUAAUUUUUUGUAUGGCAGUUAGCAAGAAAGAUAGGUUGAGAGAAAAUAAUCUGUUUCUUAUCUUUUCAUGUACUAUAAUUGUUUUUGUUUAUGUUCCAUUGUUUUGUUUAUUCUUAUAAAUAACAUUCUCAGACAAACAUUGUAUCUGAUUAUCACUUUGCAAUACCUGAGAAGGAAAUUCAUUGGUCUUCUUAAUACUUCUGUUAUAUUAUAGAGAAUGUCUAUAUGUUGUGUGAUAUCCUGUGAGAUUGAUUGCGUUUCAAUUUCAGAUGACUGAGAUUCAUAAAUCACUUUUGAAUCUCAUAGAAUUGGCCUGUAGUUCAAAUUGUGUGGCAGACUAGUCUGUGGAAUUGUGUGGACGGAUAGUCUGUGUGGAGAAUUAGUAGCUCAAGUGACAGGUCAGUUGUGGUUGGUCUUUGAUGAAGUGUGAAAUUGCUACCUGCAGAGUAGAUCUGGAUUUAUUUGUGCCCUUUGAGGUUCUUUUUCUGGCUCUAGUGGCAAGUUACUCCUUGGAAGAGGAGAGGUGGGAAGCUUCGGUUAUGCAUUUGGGUGUUUACAACAAAAGAUGCAGCUGUUUUCGAUUGUAGUAUACAAAGGCUUUUCCGUAGGUGUAAAUGUAGCAAGGACUCAUACAAUCAUUGAAUAAAACAUUCUAAAUUGACUAUUCAAAAAUUUUAUAUUGCCAUUGUUUUUGUGGUUAUGACACAAAAUGAAGUUUAAUUUUUGGCUGUUUGUUUUGUCUUCUUUUUUCAAAUUUCAGGAACUCAAUUUAAUUGCAUCUUAAAAUUGGAUCCUAAAACAAGAGAGAACUAGUUUUUGUCUCUGCUUUCUUGAGAUGAAAUUUUUAUGCUAUCAUUAAGCGUGAAAUAUAUUUAUUAUGCAGUGCUUGAUUGUUUUUGAUUCUUUUUACAAUUUGUAUUUAACCUGUAUAUUGAGUGGGACAGCAUUCUUUUUACAAUUUGUCUUGACUACUAAAAUAAAAUUCAGAAUGAAUCAUUAUUGAAAUUCAACAAACAUAAGCUAUGUUUAUACCCUGUGCAGUAAAGAAUCUGAUACAUUUUUAGCUGUAGUGACUAUUGACCACUUAUCAUAUCUAUAGUUUAUUUGAUUAAUGACGAGUGAUGGAGCUUUUUCCUAUAUGCUUCUCUUGGUGGAAUGAAAAGUUGAAUAUACAGAAUACUGAUGAUAAUAUGGAUUGUAGGGUGUUAAUAGAUUAAUUGUUAUUUUCUUUGGAAAGGUUUUCAUCGUAUGUGCCUGCGUAAAAAUUGCUGUUGAUCUUGAAAAAUAUUUCAGAGGAGAUUAAAACUUUUUACCUGUAUCAUUUAAUGUCUAAAUGAGAAUGAAUUAUCUUUAUUGUAAUAUGUAUAUUGUUUUAAUGUAAAAUUGUUAUAAACUCUUUGAAUCUCAGAAUGCUUUUUGGUAGGUUUUCUAUGUGGUUUUGAAGGAUUUGAAUAAGAAAACGUGAUGUGCAACAAAAAGACAGAUUAUUGUGGUUGUCAUUGCAAUUGAACACUGGGGAUGAUGUGCUUUCUUUAAACAAUAAAAAAGCUGGGAUAGGGUGAAAAAAGGGAUGUCUACAGCAAAUUCACAUCUUCAUUUCUGCUACUUGAAUUAAGGAAGGAAAUCUAUUGGAUUGGCUUGAGGCUAUUUUCAAAAUGCCUCUUGAAAUGAAAUGCUCUUUUAGAAACUUUUUCAUUUCUGGAAUUUUGAAAUGAAGUUCUUCAGUCUCUCAAGGGAGUACUGUAUUCAGUGCUUGUCUAAUAAAAAACACUUGCGCACCUACUGUACAUUUUUUUAACCUUUCUAGACAUGAAGCUCGGGUAAAGAUUUUUUGUUUGGUGUUAUUUCUUUUAUAUGUUGAAGUGGAGGACUUACCUAUGUAAUAUCAGAAGCAAUAUUUACAAUUACAAUCUAAUAUAGAAAAAAAGGUGUACUUUUUUUUCAGUAAUGUUAUGUGGUUAAAUUAUAUAGGAAGGGAUAGAAAAAUUUUAUUCGGAAUAAUGUUUUCUCUUAUGACUUCUAGAAAUUGUGUUUAAUGUGUGAUUGUAUUUUUUUGUUGCAUAAUCUUGGUCCUUUAAAGAUGAAAGAUGUGACUGAUACUGCUUCUAUAAGCAGUGGUGUAGCUAUGAUAUUGGAAGCUCCAGAGCAAAAUGAGUUAUGAAUCUAGUUUAUGAGAAAUUAAUAAUUUUAUAACCAAUGAAUAAGUCCUCCUCCAUCACUCAUCAAUCCUCAACUAUCCAAUCGGGAAACCACUGAGUCAUUGUCUGUUGGCUUUUGUUUUCGUAGUUGAUUUUUCUGUCUGUGAGUUUCAUGAAAUGAAGCAUGGAAAUAUUGGUAGCAAAAAAAAGAGUUAUGAGGUCAUAGGAACAAGAAAGAAAAUAUUAACUGUUUUUUCUGUGAUGAGUGUCAUUUUUUUCUUUGAUAGUAUUCGUGUGAUUGUAUGAAUUCGAGAAAAACUGUAUAUCUUUUUACUUUGUGAUGUACUUUAUUGGGAAUAUACUGGCAGCAUGGCCUAGAGGACAAAUUUUAUAUUCACAACAGCAUUGAUGUGCACUAUUUUCCUUUGUAUGAAGCAAAGGACAGUCAAAUUACUUCUUUAUGAAUUAAAUAUAAAUGAAUAUAAAUUUUGUUCUUUGUUUACUUCAGAAUAUUUAACCAUUUUGCUGAAUUAUAUAUCUUAAUAUUACCUUUGGGUGAUUUUGUUACAUUUGUAUGUAACAUGAACAUGGACUUAUUCAAAUGUUAAAGUGAUAUUAAAAAAAAUUAUUUUGAUAUUUGGAAACAAUAUAUUUGUAUACAAUGUCUUAUAUUUAAAAUGAAUGAUCUUUGAUCUUGAAUAAUAUGAAUCCAAUGUGUCUACAAUUUAUUGUGUUUAGUGUUUGUGCAUUUGUUCCAAAUCUGUUACGAUGUAUUCUGCUAUCUAGGAACAAAUACAUAUCUUAUAUGAUGUUGGUAUGCCUUGUUCUUUUUCUCUUGAGACAAAGUUGGGUGAUGUGUGGCUGAUAAAUUAAUA